Cyprinus carpio (common carp) is the source of this 4703-nucleotide messenger RNA. RefSeq names its product collagen alpha-1(XV) chain-like (gene col15a1b). The transcript has 43 exons. Bases 119 to 4222 code for a protein of 1367 amino acids. The record is from RefSeq and is a predicted model, not a curated record. Lineage: Eukaryota; Metazoa; Chordata; Actinopteri; Cypriniformes; Cyprinidae. Gene Ontology annotation, cellular component: basement membrane.
ACAGAGGGGGUCCAAGGGGGUACAGAGAGGAGACGUGCGGGAGGAGCGACAUAGCGUGUUCUGACGGUAUUGCAACAGUGGACGACGUACGCUGAUCUGCCUCGCUCAGCCAAGCAGCAUGGCGGCCCCGGUGCUGCCGCUGACCUGUCUGGUGCUUCUGAGUCUGGUCAGUGUCUCCUCUCAGAUCCAGUGGUUCAAGUUUCUGUGGGUCCCAGAGACGACCUCACUUGCUCCUGCUGUCACUACACCUGCAUCCACCACUACAGCACCAGAAGAGAGCACAGCCCCUGUCUUCCCAGCCUCCUCUCCUCAGCCCACAGAGGGAUCCAGCAAAGCCAGAGCUAAGAAACCUCUCAGAAUGUGGAAGAGUGAGCGAGGGUCCAAGGGUCACCUAGUCCUGACUGAACUAGUUGGUGUUCCUCUUCCUCCAUCUGUGUCCUUCGUCACUGGCUACGAGGGUUUCCCUGCUUACAGUUUUGGGCCUAAUGCUAAUGUAGGUCGACUGACCCAAUCCUUUGUACUUGAGCCCUUCUUCAUGGACUUUGCCAUUAUUGUCACCGUCAAGCCCUCCAAUUCUCGAGGAGGGGUACUGUUCGCCAUCACAGAUCCCUCCCAGACGAUCGUCCAGUUGGGCUUGGCCCUGACGCCCGUGGAGGAUAAGACCCAGAGGAUUGUUCUGUAUUACAGCGAACCAGGGCUUGCAGACACCAUGGAGGUGGCUUCCUUUAAAGUGCCUGAUAUGACACAGCAGUGGAAUCGCUUUACGCUGACGGUCGAGCAUGAGGAGGUUCGGCUCUAUAUGGAUUGUGAGGAGUACCACAGUGCCCCCUUGAAGAGAAGCCAGCAGCCCCUCAGCUUUAAGCAAGGCUCGGGUAUAUUCGUGGCAAAUGCGGGCAGUACUGGCCUGGAGAGAUUUGUGGGGUCUAUUCAACAGCUGGUAAUAAAACCAGACCCUAGGGCAGCAGAAGAGCAGUGUGAGGAGGAUGACCCCAGCGCCUCCGGGGACAGAAGUGGUGAUGGAAGUGGUGGUGGUGGUGAUUAUGAUGAUGAAGAAGAACAUGGGAGACGUGAAGUAAUCUCCGGUCAGACAAAUGUGAGAGAAGACAAAGAAAAGACACAUAGACCCACCUAUCCUGUCCAAGCUCCGCCCACUGUGUCACCUGACAUGGACGAAGGAGAGUUUUCAGGGCAUGUGACCCCUAUAGACGAAAGGCUACUUAGAGGGACUUACAAAACAGAUGAAACAGGGGAGAGUACAGGGGAUGGUUCUGGCCAGAGGCAAAAAGGGGAGCGUGGAGAACCUGGACCUGCAGGCCCCCCGGGACCCCCUGGCCCUCCUGGACCAUCUCUCCCACCCACACAUUCGGGUCAGCCUGGACAGAGAGGCCCUCAAGGUCCAAUGGGUCCACCAGGAAGACAAGGCAGACCAGGGAAAGAUGGACAACCUGGGAGCAAAGGUGAAGAAGGAAAACCAGGGCAGAAAGGACCUCCAGGACUUCCAGGAUUGCCUGGAGAAUCUGGAGUCAAAGGAGAAAAGGGUGAUCCUGGGGUUGGUCUGCCUGGUCCACCAGGGCCUCCUGGACCACCGGGGUCAUCAAAACCAAUUAAAGUUCCAUAUGGAUUUGAUGCUCUCGGCUCUGGAUUUGAAGAUGUUGACAUUGAUACAGAACGUCUUAGAGGUCCACCUGGUCCUCCAGGACCUCCAGGGAAACCUGGCCCACCUGGUCCUAAUGGCCCCUCAGGGGCUUUGCUGCCUGGACCACCAGGCGCCCCUGGCAAGGAUGGCAGAGAUGGGCAACCUGGACUUCGUCUAUUUGAGGACUGGUUUAGUGGGUCUGGCACUGACUCUGGGUUUGGCUCAGGGUUUGGCUCAGGUUUUGGUAAAGGACAGGCAUUGCCCUGGUUCGUUCAGGUCACUGAACCAGGGCUUCCUGGUUCGAAUGGCUUAACUGGACAACAGGGUCCCAAAGGAGCAAAGGGUGAACAAGGAAUGAGAGGGCCCUCUGGACCUAAGGGUGAAAAUGGUGACCCUGGCCUUAUUGGUCCUAUGGGACCGAGGGGUGUACCUGGACCACCUGGCAUUCCUGGCCCUCCUGGCCCACCAGGACCUUCAAUCAGUAACUUGAUGACGAACACUUUGAAGGAUUUGGAGGGUUCUGGUGAAAGCGGAUUGUUUCUCGGAGCUGGAAUUUCAAAAGGCUAUCAUGGGCCUCCUGGUCUACCUGGCCCACCAGGACCUCAGGGACUUCCUGGUGCUGAUGGAGCCCCUGGUUUGUCUGUUAAGGGUGAACCGGGAUCACCAGGACAGGAUGGAAUGCCAGGAUUAGCUGGUUUACCAGGUGCCAGGGGGCCAAAGGGGGACAAGGGCAGUCCAGGAGAGAAGGGUGAGCGAGGUCGUGAUGGACUGAGCAUCACAGGGCCUCGCGGUCCCCCUGGCCCACCUGGACCGACCAUUAACUUCCAGGAUCUCCUUCUUAAUGAUACUGCAGCCAAACUGAACCUUACUAAGAUCAGAGGACCUCCUGGCCCUAUGGGCCCUGAAGGCUUGCCUGGCAGAGCAGGAUUCCCUGGCCCAAGAGGACAAAAAGGUGAAAUCGGGUUUCCUGGCAUUCAAGGACCUCCAGGACUGAAGGGAGAAAAGGGGGAGUCAGGUGUAUCUAUAGCUGCUGAUGGCUCUGUAAUACCAGGCCUGAGAGGACCCAGAGGACCAAAUGGAAUGAAGGGAGACAUCGGCCCAUCUGGACAGCCUGGGAUUAUGGGGCCGAUUGGACCACCUGGGCAAAAAGGAGAAUAUGGACUUCCUGGUCGACCGGGCAGGGCUGGAAUAGCUGGACGGAAAGGGGACAAGGGAGAUACUAGUGGUCCCCCUGGUCCACCGGGUCCACCUGGACCUCCAGGGCCACCAGGACGAGUAAUUGGUCUCAAUAGAACAGUUUUCCCAGUUCCUCCUAGACCGCACUGCAAAAUACCAGUCAACAACAACAAUUCACAACAAGGCAAUGGAAGAGCAUCAUUAGGAGUCAAAGGGGACAAGGGUGAUGUGGGAAAUCCUGGGUUGCCAGGAACUGCAGUGCCUUUGUUUCCUCAUGGUCAUGUGGGUGCUAAAGGUGAUAAUGGCUACAAGGGGCAAAAGGGGGAUCCAGGUUUGCCUGGCUCAUCAGGGCUGCCUGGGAGGACAGGCCUUGUGGGACCGAAAGGUGACUCUAUUGUUGGUCCUCCUGGUAACACUGGUCCCCCGGGCCCUCCAGGACUGCCUGGCUAUGGAAUUCCAGGACCACAGGGGCCACCAGGACCUCCUGGACCACCAGGCACUCCAUCUGCAUAUGGCUCUGCUGUGAGUCUCCCUGGACCUCCAGGUCCUCAAGGGCCACCUGGUGCUCCUGGCCAUGGAAACCCUGUAAGAACAUAUAAAAACAGUCAGACCUUGAUAAGAGAGACCAGCCAGGCUGCGGAAGGGACUCUGGCAUAUGUUAUAGACAAGAGUGAACUGUAUAUCAGGGUACGAGGGGGCUGGAAGAAAGUUGAGCUAGGAGAGCUAAUCCCAGUUCCUCAAGACAGUUCCUCAUCUGCUUUGUCACAAGGCCUGAGCAGACCCAGCGACCGCAGUGUACCUAGAGUUCAUAGCCAGGAGUUGAAGAGCUCCCUGCCAGACUACCAUGUUUUUCUACAGAAUGCACACUCAAUGCCAGCGUUGCACCUGGUGGCACUUAAUGCCCCGUUCACAGGGGACAUGCAUGGAAUUCGAGGGGCAGAUUAUCAGUGUUACCAGCAAGCCCGUGCCAGGGGCCUGACAUCCACUUACAGAGCUUUCCUCUCCUCUCACCUACAAGACCUUUCCAGCAUCGUCAAGAAAGGGGACCGCUUCGGCAUGCCAGUGGUGAACCUCAAAGGAGAUGUGCUUUUCGGCAGCUGGAUGGCUAUGUUCUCUGGUGACGGGGCUGUUUUUGAUCCACUUACACCGAUUUAUUCCUUUGAUGGACGAAAUGUCAUGUCAGAUCAAGCUUGGCCUCAGAAACUGGUGUGGCACGGCUCGGAUACCGCGGGCAUCCGAAUGACAACUAGCUACUGUGAAGCCUGGCGGACGGGUGACAUGGCGGUGACGGGACAGGCGUCUCUCCUGCAGACCGGCAGACUGCUGGGACAGCACGCACGUAGCUGCUCAAACCACUUCAUUGUGCUUUGCAUUGAGAACAGCUACAUCCAGAACCCUGGAAGGAACUAGAAAGCUGACAGUUUUAAAGUAAAGUAAUGCAGAUGUAGGGAGCAGCAGUAGCUGGACUGCUGGGGGAAAUAUCCAAUCUACUCUUUUAUUAGGGAGAGAGCUCUUAUGAGAAGUUAUAAGCCAGGGGAAAUGACACUGCAAUCAUGUUUCACUUCUUCUCUGAGCAUGAUGUAAAUAUGUAUAAAACACCCACUGAUACUGUUCAAUCAACGACCCACCGAGUUCUGUUAGAAUACCAAAGAAUACCUCAGCCAGACAUCAACAAGCAAGAGUAGAUCUAUUGUAUGAACUCACCGCAUCACUCUGUGCCUUCUCAAAUGAAAUUAGCCCCUCCUAACAAUGACUAAUACAGAGUUUUUGUGUGUGUUUAAUGUAUUAACUACAAAUCUGAAACCACAAACAUUGAUAGAUAAACAAUGCUUAUUUUUAAUCAGAUUAAAUGCCAAUAUUUUGAGGGUGGAGAGGGCUCUCUCCACCCUCA